Messenger RNA from Bursaphelenchus okinawaensis, 1617 nucleotides. Lineage: Eukaryota; Metazoa; Nematoda; Chromadorea; Rhabditida; Aphelenchoididae. The record is from the annotation of a GenBank genome assembly.
AUGUCAAAGGCCGGAAUUGAGAAAGCUGCCAUCGACGCUAAAGUCGCCAAGGUCCGCGAAAUCGUACGUGAUGUCAGCAAGAACGACAUCAUGCUGGCGCUGCACAACUUUGACAUGGACGUGAACAAAACCAUCAACGCUUUCACUGAAGGUAAGGUUUUGAGUUGCAUUUUUCGAAUUUUAGGAAGGUUAUGAUCAAAGAAAGAAGAUUUAUUCUCGGCAUUAUUAUUAACAACGAUAUAAUUACUGUUCAGAGUGAUAAACAUAAUAAAUUCUCUGUUUUUAGGCAAGGAAGCAGCCUUGGGAGAAUGGCAAACCAACGGCGCUGUUGCCAAGAAGAAGAAGAACAAGAAGAAUGGCCAAUCGAACGCUACAGCUGCCGCGAAGCCAGCUCAAGCUAAACCCACCCCAGCUUCAGCCAAACCUACCACCUCCGAACCACCAAAGCCAAAGGUCGAUCAGGCCAAGGUGAAUGAAACUGUCCAAGCCUUCAAUUCUCUGGAUGUCUCGGCCAGAGCUUCUGAAGUUGAAAAGUUGGCCAAGGAUCUUGAUGGCACCGUGCAAUCCCUAAGGCAAUUGAUUUCAAGGGCCGAAAACCAAAAAACGGCCGCCAUCAACGCCAUUUUGGCUGCCGUUCAACAACGUGAUCGUCAGCUAUCGGCUGAAUUGGAAGCCGUCAAAUCUGAAGUUGAGAGGCAGACUCAGAAACAACGUUCGUUGUUGGAGAAGAUUCAGAAGAGCGCACAGAACGGUGAUAUCGCCAAAUUCACGGCCGGUAAUGCUGGUUUGGAGACGAUUUUGAACUCGCCUUUUACUUUUGAUGAAAAUCCAUCGUUGAGGAGCAUUGGAAAGUUUGGUUCAGGUAAGAAUUGUUUUUUAAAAUGGGUUUUAGGUAUGAAAAGUGUUUUAUACCUUUAGGUAUCAAAAAGAAUUUUAGGAAUCAAAAAUGAAUUUUAGGUAUUAAAAUUAAUUUAAACAUUAAAUUUACCAUUUUAAAUUCUAGUGUACCAAACCGGUAACGUGGUGGUACCAGCCGCUGCUCCAGCCCCACAACAAGCCAAACCUCAAGCUAAUGGUGCACCAAAACCGCAACCAAAAGUGGAACAGAAGCAGAAUGGUACCGCACCAAAGGUGAACGGUGUCCAGAAGCCAUCUAACGGUGUAGCCAGCAAAAUCUCCACCAGCCAAUCAUCGCUGGUCAGCUCCGAAGACUCGGGAUUGGGACAAGUUAGCCCGGUGGCUCAACAAGGUAAGUGCUUGAAGGUAGUUGAGAAUCUUGUAGUAGGGUUUUUUGGGGGGGGGUAAGGAUGUAGUAAAGUUGAUUUACAUUGUUUUUACGGCUUUUAAAUUGAUUAGCCUUACCUUUGAUUUUAAGAAAAAGUCCGCGCCCAAGCCGGCGGCCUAGUCAUCGAAGGCGAAGGCAUUUCGCCCGAAGCCAUGGCCGACAUUCAACGACAACUCUCCGAACAACUCAAGGCACAAGGCAUCGACGAGUCCAUUCUGUCGGGCCUAAGCGGUCUCGGAGGCACCAGCGUGGCCCCACGCCGCCGUGCCCCACGGAAGGACGGGCCCAAAGACAACAAAAAGGGACCGUCGAAGCCAAUCGGAGCUCAUUAA